UCACACCGAAGAUUUGACUUACAUAUGGAAACGCAUAGAGAGAUCAUUCCCACGGAAUCAAGAGGAUAUACUUAUGGUCUCGAGAAUGGUGAAACUUUGGGCUAAUUUUGCUCGGACUGGGAAUCCUACACCUCGGACUGACCCGUUACUUCAAAAUAUAACAUGGCCUUCCGUGAAUUCGCGAAAAGAUAUGAAAUACUUGGACAUCGACUCUACUCUGACCAUAAAAUCAAAUUAUAGGGAGGAACAUAUGAAAUUCUGGGACUACAUAUACGAAAAACACGGUGGAAAAUCUUAUAUCACUUAUUAAAUGUAGAGCAUUCACCAACUUCGAGAGAACAGCCGAAGAGUAAAUAAAUCGGGGUACGAUUAAUAGAAAUAUCUUAAAAUAC
This is a messenger RNA of Anoplophora glabripennis (Asian longhorned beetle), 392 nucleotides long. Its product is annotated as carboxylesterase 4A-like. The record is from RefSeq and is a predicted model, not a curated record. The transcript is spliced from 2 exons. Bases 74 to 310 code for a protein of 78 amino acids. NCBI's taxonomy places the organism in Eukaryota, Metazoa, Arthropoda, Insecta, Coleoptera, Cerambycidae.